CAAGGCGCUAGGCUUGAUUUGUAUACAGAUUUGUUUGUUAUUUUUCUAGUAUUCGUCAAAAAAAUGGAUGAACGCAACUUGAAACGCACGACUUCCUAUGACAGAGUGAUGCCCCGCGUGUACAAUAGAUCACAUCCAAGUGCUAAGGCUAAUUCAAAAGUAACGCGCCACGAAACUUCUUCCUCACGGAUUGGCGCGAAAGCGAGUUCUUCAAACUUAAGUUCUAGUGUUUUUAGGGAGUUACCUUUAGUUUUAAGUGGUUAUGAGCCUGAGAAGCCUAUAGAUAGGCCUAAAGCUCCCAAAUAUGUUAUUAAACCGAGGAGAACUGUUAAGUCGCAGGACCCGGGAAAAUCUCCUCUAGUGCCUGGUAGAAAUCGUCAGGGAAGUGAAAAUAAUCGUGAUAUUCGCGUUCGUAGCUCUGCUCCUUGUGUAACAGACUUUGAGCCUGGGGGCUGGUCGGACUCUCAUUUUAGGCAGUGUUAUUCCAGUAGGUCUCAUACAAGACUAAAAGAAUUGAAGGAUGAGAUAAAAGCAUUUCAAAAGACGGAGAAGCUCAUGCAACUGAGGAGUCACCUGUAUAAGAAGUGUGGUGUGGUAUUGGACGAUGUGGGGCAGGUGGCUGAGCACAAGGCUGUGCAGGUGCAGGAAGCAGAUAAUGCUUCAGGAGAUGACAUAAGAACGGAGCGGAGAGAGGAUGCCCGAGCCGCUGUGUCUGACCAACAGAUGAGACCCGCAGUCGCACCCUACCCAGUCGAUCGAUAUUUGGUUGAGAGCAGAAAACAAUUUGAUAUGGUUAACAUUAUAGACGACGACAUUUGGAAUCCAGAGCCGGCGCUAAGGCCCGAAGAUGAAAUACUCUUGAGAAAACUACAUGACAUGCUGCAAACCACAGCGGAAGACUUGAAGCUGCUCUCCGGGGAACUGUCCAAACAUCAUGAGCCAGGAGUGCAAGUGAAAACGUUGCCGAUGCCUUUGGACGAAGAGUUUAAUGAGAAGGUUCACAUAGAAGAAGUUGUAAACGCCAAGUUUAAUGGGAAUAAAAUAGUUGACAGAACUCAUCCAGCACCUGUACCACAAAAAGAAUCAAUUGAAAGCACUUUACGAUCUGUAAAAGAUAUGAUUAACAAAAAGAAUGACAUACAUACUAGUGGUCGAAUAAGUAAUUUGUCGACGCUCACAAAACAACCAAUGAAGAAAAAGUUACAAAUUUCACGCACAAACAUAUUGGAAAUAAGAGAACACUCUGGCGAUGAGAAACAUACAAAAAAGCAUGCCCAACUAAAUAUACAAGAAAGUAAAUAUGGUGCUAGCCCUGCUGUGGCUUACAAUGAGGUUUCUCACCAAUACAUCCAGCCCAAUAUUAAGAAAACACCGCAAAAAUCAUUAAACAUUCAAGAAAUGCCCAGCAUCAACAUUAGAAGUGAAUUGAGAUUGCAAACUGUGUUGCAGCUUGACAUUUUACCCGACAGUAAAGAAACGCAUACUCAACAACCAGUACAACAAAAUGCUCUAGUAAUUGAAAUGCACCAUGAACCUCCGUUAAAACUAGAUGAUGCUAAGCCAAUAAAAUUCGAUAAUAGUCAGUAUAUACCAUUAGCUGCGAUCAAUAGACCGACCACAAGGAAAGUCUCAACUAUGACGGCAUAUGAAAGUAGUGAGUCUAAUAAUAUUAGUUCUGAUUCUCAACACAGAUUACAAAGACAGAUGCGUAAUAUUACUACCACCUUUAAAUCAACCGCACUCAAACAGACAGUCGUACCGAACACACAAAAGAAUAAUACUGUUAAAAAAGUCACAAGUCGUCCUCAAGCUUAUCUAGAGGAAUGGAGGCGAAAGUUAAACACAGUAUAUGGUAGGCCAUCUAAUUCUAAAACAACUGAUGUAAGGAAAAAGAAAGUCUCUUACAAAAACGCAAGUAACAAAUCUGCUGUUACAGCUAAAAUGAAAGAAAACAAUGAACAAAGAGUUCAAAAUCAACCAAAACCUGGCUUAAAUAAUACAGAGUACAUACCUUAUUCAAAAUUAACAUUAGGAGGAGUCAAUGUAAGUGACAUCGAAAAAGAAAUAUCAAAUAUACCAAACAAAAACAACAUUGUAUUAAGUCCUAUCUUGGAUAAAAUUUUAAGCAGUCGCGAAAAUUCUUUUCAUAACGACAGUCCAAAGAAAAACUCACAAAGCAAAGAAUCCAAAAUUUUUACAACGUCUGAUGAAAAUUUAUUACAAGAAGUUUUAGAUAUUGAAAUGAAAGUUGCAAAAACAUUAAAUAUCAAUAGAAAUACGAACAAAACCGCAGAAAAAAAUGAAAACAAUAUAAACGACAGCAGAAAAGAUGACAGUUAUGCAGAUGAUUUCGAAGAUGAAAAAUCAGAUGCAUCAGAACAAUCAAAACCGAGUAAGUCAGAAACAUCAAAAUCAUCACAUAACUUACCUUCAGACAAUUCCUGUCAAGAGGAAUCCGAUAGGCCUGUCGUCGUGACUGAGGAGAAAGAUAAAAUUAAUAAAAACAGCAAAAGUGAUAGCAAUUUGACUUUCACUAAAGUACCAAGUUUAUCAUUUAAGAACAAAGUGGAUGUAUUUGAAUUUGUUCAUUCAAUAGACACACAAGAAACUGGUACACAGAGUAAUACCUCGAAGAGAAUAACUCCAAAGGAGACACAAACUUCCCCGAGGGGUGACAGACCUAAUGUACAACCAAUCCACAAUGACCUCUGGCCAUCGAUCGAUCCGAGAGGAGAGGUAGAAAAGAUGCUUAAACUAGAAAAAGAAUUUAUUAAGAAGCUGAUUAUAGACGAGUACGGCGAUUUAUUGGAGAAGAGUUUAAACAAGCCGUCUACAUCGGGGACAGCUGAAAAUGCUAUUACUGAAAAAAACGUGGCUGCUUCUCAGAAAAUCACACAAACUUCACCCGCUCACGUAAAAAGUGUCAUGACAUCACCUACUAGAACUAAAACAAGAACCACUUCACCUUUCGCCUUAUCAGUGAGUGUCUAUCAACAAACUAGUCCUGUUGCCGCCGUCGUAAACGAAGAAUCGAAUAUUGAAUUAGAAAAUGACGAUGAUCUCGGAAUCUCCGCAAACUUAUCGUCGCCGCGAUUCAGUUUGCGACUUCCACAAACGUCACGCGAGGUGCUUUCUAAAUUGGAAACUAAAGUACAAAACAAUAAACAACCAGCGAAAUUCGACAACUUACGCAAAAAUAUAUUCAGCAGCUCAAGUUCCGUUGACGGCGAUUAUUCGUCGUCUGAUAUAAGUAGUUUAGGGGAAAUAAAUAAAAAAUUCAAGAGGCUUAGAAAGAGUAGAAUCCCGUCUAUUUCCGAAAUAAGUUCCUCGACAUCGCUAUCCAAGUAUGGCUCGGAUCCUUCAGGUGCUAUACUCCCGUUGAGGAGUGAGGGAGAGGCUAGCAUGGGGCAGAUGAACAGGAAAAAGACAAAUAAACAUAGUAAAAGUGAAGGAGAAGUAAGCUUAGGACAACUGCGUUAAAUGUUUUCAUGUUGAAUAUUUAGUAGUUAACUACAUAACUGUACAGUGCCCCUAGUGCGAGAUUUUGUCGUUUUCGAAAUCGAAAUCCGUAAAUGAUUUCCUCAAUAUAUUUACAGCCAGUACCUCGAGCGAAAACUUUGUGAGUAAAUAGUAAUCGAUAAAUACUAUCGAAACUUACAGAACUCGGACUAGGGGUAUUGCACUUGCUUUGUGCCUUAAAAGGAGCAAUUUGCAUUGCUGCUGUAACUAAAGAGGAACAAUUUUAUAAUAAGAUGGUAAUACAAAUAAUAACCAUUACAAGAUGGUACACAAAGGUAGGUGGUACCUACACUAAUGCACAAAUCCAUUAGUCUUAGACAUGCUAUUUUAUUGUUGGCAUUAUAAUUUCCCAAACCGUUGGCCUGAUUUUAAGUGGUGAAUUAUUUUGAAGAUUCAAAAGCACUUAUAAAAAUUUACUUGAAUAAAAAUAUAUUCUAUUUCUCUUUGUUUUGCCGUGGUCAGUACCUACAGUAAUACUUUUAAUGAAAAAUUAUUAUUACUGAAAUUGAUUUAUCCCUUUAUUAUUGAAAUUACUUAUUCCUUUGGUGUUUGUUACUUUUUCUGCUACACAACAUGUCAUAAAACCUUAGGUAGAAUAUAAGCUUGAAAAAUUGGCUCCUUAGUACUUCUUCGUUCUAAUGGUAGCAACGCAAAUAUGCCCAGUACCCUCAGUUAGGUACAUUAGUAUAAGUUCACACAUUUCGACAACGUUGUGUCGAUAGAUAGUAUCGAAAUACAUUACAGAAAAGUUGAGCCCUUGUUUUAAUUUUUAAAUUUGUAUAUUCAGUACUAGGAGACUGGAGUAGAUGUAUGGACAAAGUCGAUCCUUGAAACAAGGAAAAGGUCGAUUUUAUUUUGACAUUUGUGGCUAAUAUUGACAAUCUUUAAACUAAAUUGAUAUUUAGAUCUAAUAAUGUAGUGCUCUUUUUCCAUGGGGAGGAUAUGAAAUGAUACAUUGACUUUUAAUUUUUUUGUAAAUUAACAGAAUUAAUACUGAAAUCUUUCAACUUUGUCGAGAUGUGCAAGCUAGUACUAAACCCAAAGUUAACAAUGAGUUUUAACUUUAUAUAAAUAGUUUAUUUAUUGCUAAGCAAAUUAAGUGUCGCCAGUCAGUUGUUUAUUUUACCUCAAGUACAAAUCGACAAUCGCAAUUUUACUUGUGAUAUAUUUUUUAACUUAAACUUAAGCAUAAUUUAGCAAAGUACAUAAUAAAUAAUAGUUAUAUUAGUUUGUGCGCCAUUUAAUUAAUUUUGUUAUAAGUAAGGUUUUGCAUUAUGACUGAGUAAAUCAUAUUUUGAGAUUUUUGUCUUGAA
This is a messenger RNA of Maniola jurtina (meadow brown), 4832 nucleotides long. RefSeq names its product interferon regulatory factor 2-binding protein-like A (gene Pits). The coding region runs from base 64 to 3480 and encodes 1138 amino acids. The record is from RefSeq and is a predicted model, not a curated record. Gene Ontology annotation, cellular component: nucleus. Gene Ontology annotation, molecular function: transcription corepressor activity. Gene Ontology annotation, biological process: regulation of transcription by RNA polymerase II. The transcript is spliced from 5 exons. Lineage: Eukaryota; Metazoa; Arthropoda; Insecta; Lepidoptera; Nymphalidae.